AUGAGCCAUCCUCCCUUGACUUCUACUUCGCGAUUUAUAGAACCAGGAAGUCAUACAGACGACGACGACGAUGACGACCUAGACGAGCAAGACAUCCCCGGGUUCUCAGCACCGUCACCAGCCGUAGACAAGGGAAAAUCAAGGGAACCAGAACAAUUAGCCAAGCCUUCGACAGCUCCCGCUUCGAAUCAGAACGUGUCUGGCAACAUUGGUUCCAAUGGCUCGUCUAGUAGUUCCAACAGGCAAACCGUCGGCGGCAUCCGAGUCGAGACUCGGUAUUCUGGAACGGACACUCUUGAUGAGCCUGUCACCACCACAAUUGCACGCGACUUGCUUUCGAUAUACUCGAAGUUGGUGCAUGUUCUUUACCCUCGUAAGUCCAGCGGACGCGAAGUUCUCAGAGACUGGGAUCUUUGGGGUCCGCUGUUGCUUUGUCUAUGCCUAGGCAUCAUCUUGAGCGUGAAUGCACCAUCCAACCAAUCGUUAGGUGUAUUCACUUCUGUAGUUGUGAUCGUGUCCGUUGGCUCCCUUGUCGUGACCGUCCAGGCUAAGCUUCUUGGUGGCAGAGUGUCCUUCUUUCAAGGGCUCUGUGCACUUGGCUACUGCAUAGCGCCAUUAGAUAUCGCUGCACUUAUCUCAUGCUUCGUGCGUGUCAUCUGGGUGCGUGUGCCCGUGGCCCUGGCUGCCUGGGCUUGGUGCAUAUGGGCAUCGGUAAACUUCUUGGACGGCACAAAAAUCGAAUCACAGCGCAUCUUGCUUGCUGUAUACCCACUCCUACUUUUCUACUUUGUCCUGGCGUGGAUGAUACUUAUCCAAUGA
Suillus subaureus is the source of this 819-nucleotide messenger RNA. RefSeq lists its product as uncharacterized. The transcript has 10 exons. The coding region runs from base 1 to 819 and encodes 272 amino acids. The record is from RefSeq and is a predicted model, not a curated record. Gene Ontology annotation, cellular component: membrane; trans-Golgi network. Gene Ontology annotation, biological process: endoplasmic reticulum to Golgi vesicle-mediated transport. NCBI's taxonomy places the organism in Eukaryota, Fungi, Basidiomycota, Agaricomycetes, Boletales, Suillaceae.